GAAUCGUGCUUCUGCGCAGUUGGUGUUAUUGUGACUGUCGGGCCGUGGCCCCGGAUGUGGUGGCUGCCUGGGGGAGAUGGCAGAGGCAGAGGGGGUGGCUGGGGCCCCAGACCCAGCUUCGGGGCCGACUUUCAGGGGCCGCGGCGCUAUGUCGGGCUCCUUGGAGCGGGACCAGCAGGUUGAGGCGGCGCAGCGGGCCCUGGUGGAGGUGCUGGGGCCUUACGAGCCUCUGUUGAGCCGGGUGCAGGCAGCCCUGGUGUGGGAGCGGCCAGCCAGGAGCGCCCUGUGGUGCCUGGGGCUGAAUGCGGCUUUCUGGUUCUUUGCACUGACAUCCCUUCGUCUUGUGUUUUUACUUGCAUUCAGCUCCAUGAUCAUAGUGUGUAUAGAUCAAUGGAAGAACAAAAUCUGGCCCGAAAUAAAAGUGCCAAGACCCGACGCAUUAGACAAUGAGAGCUGGGGCUUUGUGCACCCUCAGUUGCUCAGCGUGCCCGAGCUCUGUCAUCAUGUAGCUGAAGUCUGGGUUAGUGGGACCAUUUUCAUAAGGAAUCUUUUGCUUUUCAAAAAGCAAAACCCAGGCAAGUUCUGCUUGCUGAGCUGUGGGAUACUGACCUUUUUGGCUGUCUUGGGCCGCUACAUCCCUGGGCUCCUGCUGUCCUACUUAAUGCUUGUCACUGUCUUGAUGUGGCCCCUUGCUGUGUAUCACCGACUGUGGGAUCGAGCCUAUGUACGGCUGAAGCCAGCUCUGCAGCGGCUGGACUUCAGCGUCCGUGGCUACAUGAUGUCCAAGCAGAGAGAGAGACAACUACGCCGCAGAGCUCUGCACCCGGAAUAUGCCAUGGACAACCACAGCGACAGUGAAGAGGAGCUUGCUGCCUUCUGUCCUCAGCUGGAUGAUUCUACUGUUGCCAGGGAAUUGGCCAUCACAGACUCUGAGCACUCGGAUGCUGAGGUCUCCUGUACAGACAACGGCACAUUCAAUCUUUCACGGGGCCAAACACCUCUAACAGAAGGCUCUGAAGACCUAGAUGGUCACAGUGAUCCAGAGGAAUCCUUUGCCAGAGAUCUUCCAGACUUCCCUUCCAUUAAUGUGGAUCCUGCUGGCCUGGAUGAUGAGGAUGAUACCAGCAUUGGGAUGCCCAGCUUGAUGUACCGUUCCCCACCAGGGGCUGAGCCCCAGGCCCCUGCUGCCAGCCGGGAUGAGGCCGCACUGCCGGAGCUCCUGCUUGGUGCCCUGCCUGCAGGAUCCAACCUCACCAGCAACCUUGCCAGCCUGGUCUCCCAGGGCAUGAUUCAGCUGGCCCUGUCAGGGGCCGCCCAGCCAGGCCCUUCUGGCCCACCUCCCCAGGGAGCAACGAGAGGCAUCCUCCGGGCCCCCAGUUCAGACCUGGACACUGAUGCUGAGGGGGAUGACUUUGAACUUCUGGACCAGUCAGAGUUGAAUCAGCUGGACCCUGCCAGUUCCAGGAGCCACUGAGGCAGACUCCUUUUGGGGGUCAUGGUGGUUUAGGUUUUUUUUCCCCUCCUCAUCCCACUUAAGGUGAAGGGACAAGGGAAGAACCCAAGUCCCAUCCCCUGAAUUAUGUUUGUAUGCCCAGUGGCCUGGCUGAUGCUCAGAGGACUGCUGAGAGAGGAUACUCACUCCCUUGCUACCAGCUAGACACCCAUUUCUGAGCUCAGUCACUGAAGUGAGAGUGUGCUUCCCCAGGGAGGCAUCUCUCUAUCAGGAUGGUACUUUGGGGGAACAAAGUAGUCAGGGGUUCCCCCUUGAGGGGGUGCUGCUGUUUUGCUUCUAGGUAUGGGUGCUCGAGGGCCCUCAGUGAUAGAAGAGCCCUUCCUUUCCUUCCUCCUCCAUCACCUCCCUAGAGCUCCAAGUCAGGCAGCAGCUGGAAGUGUUCCACUGUCAUCCUCCUCUUUUGCUAAGCCAUGAUUGAUUUGUCUUUUUCUAAGCAAUCUUGUCCUUCGGUUCUGCAGAGCAGGCAUGUUCCCUCUACCCCAGCCCAUCCUCAUUUCUUGAGGCCUAACCCCCAGGGCUCUGAAAUAUUGCUUGUGAAAUUUAAGAACUGUGAACAUGAUGUGGGGGCGGGCCUCUUCCACAUUACCUUGGGCUGUUGGGUCAGCUGGCUGGGAGGGUGAGUGCCUCUGUAUCUCAUGGUUUCACUGAAUCUUCUGGAGCUGUCUGGUUAUCUUUGGUGCUGCUAACCCCUGGCUCCAUUUGACCAUCAGUCUGAGCAACAAGCAAAGCAAUACCAUACCAUCCCCAUUUCCAUGUUCCUGAUCCUUUCCUGCUCCUCCUCUGGAGAAGCAAUAAAUCCAUAGGGGAUGUCAGAGUAGCACUUUACAAAUGGCUCGCUCAGUGGCAUGCAUCCCAGGAACCACCAGCUCUUCUUACACCAGCUAUUCUUACUCCCGGUCCAGCUUUUUAUCUUGAGCUGGUUGCGAACUUGGUAAGGCUCUUUUAAGGAGGAGCCCAGUUAGCAAGAAUGUGUACAGCAGAGACCCCUCUAAAGGGAUAUCAGUUAGACUGCCCCUAAUAAAAUCAUGUGAGACAAAAACUAAAAAUGGUAAUUAGUUCUGAACCUGUGCCAGCCUACAGCCUCUCUCUGCCUCCUCAGUCAGAGCUCAAGCCAAACUCUUCUGUCCUCUUUCCCUCUGCAUUAACCCUUUGCCGAUCCUCAGGGACCACUCCCCCAAAAGCCCCACACCUGGGUGAGGGUUGCUAGACAGCCCAUUUUCAUGUGCUGCAGGUGGGAGUGUGCUAACGUGUUUGUUCUUGGUUGAUGGACAAGGUAGAGGCCAGGGAGUGAAAAGAGUUAACUGAGAAGGGAGAAGAGCUAGGUGCCUGUUUCAUAGUCACUUUGUGAAGGUUUAGUGGCAUCUCCCCACUUCAGGGUUCUCAAACAGACUUAGGACACCUUCUCUCUUCUCGGAGCCCCGAUGUCUUGUAGGUGAGCUCUGAUGUGGAAAAAAACAGGUGUGGGAAAGGAGUGGAGUUUUGUGUGUUUGCAUGAGUGUGUGUAGCUUCAGGCCUUGGGAGUUAGCAAAGGGAGGGAAAGGAGAGUAAAUCUUUGGAAGAUGUUUCUUAUACCUGGGGGAUCCUGCUCUGAAUCUCCUUAGUCCUCCACUGUGAAUUGGG
Messenger RNA from Hipposideros armiger (great roundleaf bat), 3133 nucleotides. It is a transcript of the gene RETREG3, whose product is annotated as reticulophagy regulator family member 3. Gene Ontology annotation, biological process: reticulophagy. The coding region runs from base 77 to 1474 and encodes 465 amino acids. The record is from RefSeq and is a predicted model, not a curated record. The transcript is spliced from 9 exons. Lineage: Eukaryota; Metazoa; Chordata; Mammalia; Chiroptera; Hipposideridae.